AAGCUCUGGAGUAGCUUUUUUUUUUUUGCGGGAAGCAAAGCUCUGGAGUAGCUAGCAGCGCACAUCCAUGGCGCGCUUCCUCCUUGCCCUCCUCGCUGCCACCGUGGUCGCGGUUCAGGCUGGAGGUCAGCUGGCCCAAGCGGCGCUGGCGCCGGCCGAGGUGUUCUGGCGCGCCGUGCUGCCGCACUCGCCAUUGCCCGACGCCAUCCUCCAGCUCGUCCAACCUGCAGCGGACACCAGCUUCUUGAGCAAAGGCAGGGUCAAGCCUCCCUUCGACUACCAAGAGUACAUCCGCUCGUCGUCCGAUGAUGAGUCGAGCGAACGCACCGCCGGAGAGCGGGAGUUGGAGUACGACGACUACAAAGGCGCCGACAAACGCCGUGACGCCACCUUUAACCCUUUCAACUACAUGUACAAGGCGCCUAGCAAAACACGGCCGAGCCCUUUCGAUUACAUGUACAAGGGGCCUAGCAAAAGCCAAGCGGGAGAACGGCUUGGCGCCCCCGCUGGUAACCCUUUCGGGUACCACUACAAGGCGCCGAGCAGCAGCCAUGCCGGAAGCGGGGCGUCCACGGCUAGGGUCGGCAAGGCGGAGACGACGACGGUGUUCUUUCACGAGGAGGCGGUGCGCGUCGGCAAGAGGCUCCCGUUCUACUUCCCGCUGACGACUCCCGCCGCUCUCGGUUUCCUGCCGCGCCAGGUCGCCGACUCCGUCCCGUUCACGACGGCCGCGCUACCCGGCGUCCUCGCGACGUUCGGCAUCGCGUCCGACUCCGCCACGGUGGCCAGCAUGGAGGCGACGCUGCGCGCCUGCGAGUCGCCGACCAUCGCCGGCGAGUCCAAGUUCUGCGCGACCUCGCUGGAGGCCCUGGUGGAGCGCGCCAUGGGAGUUCUGGGGACCCGGGACAUCAGGCCGGUGACGUCGACGCUGCCCCGCGCCGGCGCUCCGCUGCAGUGGUACACCGUCCGCGUCGUGCGGCCGGUGGAGGGGGGCCCGGUCUUCGUGGCAUGCCACGACGAGGCCUACCCGUACACCGUGUACCGGUGCCACACCACCGGCCCGUCCAGGGCGUACAUGGUGGAGAUGGAGGGCGCGCGCGGCGGCAACGCGGUGACCAUCGCCGCCGUGUGCCACACCGACACGUCCCUCUGGAACCCGGAGCACGUCUCCUUCAAGCUGCUCGGCACCAAGCCCGGCGGCACGCCGGUCUGCCACCUCAUGCCGUACGGGCACAUAAUCUGGGCCAAGAACGUGAAGCGCUCGACUGCGUGAGCGUCCCGGCCAGCUCUGUUGUCUCGCCGGAGCCAAGAUCGAUGUACCACUAGUCUACUACUAUCUGUUUCUUACCUACGUAUUCUGUUGUUCAUGCCACCAGAU
This is a messenger RNA of Triticum aestivum (bread wheat), 1378 nucleotides long. Its product is annotated as protein RAFTIN 1B-like. Bases 68 to 1273 code for a protein of 401 amino acids. The record is from RefSeq and is a predicted model, not a curated record. The transcript is spliced from 3 exons. Gene Ontology annotation, biological process: pollen development. Lineage: Eukaryota; Viridiplantae; Streptophyta; Magnoliopsida; Poales; Poaceae.